Exophiala dermatitidis NIH/UT8656 is the source of this 1371-nucleotide messenger RNA. RefSeq lists its product as uncharacterized. Gene Ontology annotation, biological process: cellular response to glucose starvation; protein catabolic process in the vacuole. Lineage: Eukaryota; Fungi; Ascomycota; Eurotiomycetes; Chaetothyriales; Herpotrichiellaceae. The coding region runs from base 1 to 1371 and encodes 456 amino acids. The record is from RefSeq and is a predicted model, not a curated record. The transcript has a single exon.
AUGGCAUUCCCGGCCUUCGAGAGCUCGGGAAUUUCGAGCAAACCGGCACCCUCCACACGGAUACCGGGAGGGCAAGGAGAGACUACUACGUCAACACCUGCAGUCGAGGAUCCUUUGAUCCCGAGAAAGACCAUCCAGGAUGAUCAAGCCAUAGAACCGGAACCGACCAGACACGUCGAUUAUCUGUCGCACGAAUGGAAGGAAGAAGAUAUAUGGCUAUCAUGGAGCUAUGUCACGCACAAACGGAACGGCCUGACCAAUGGUACGCGUUUGGAGAAUGCCUCAUGGAGAUCGUGGACGAAAACGAAAAACCGCUUGAAAACUGUGUCGCCGGAGACGCUGAACUGGCUGAAGGAUUGUGAUGUGACCUGGCUGUACGGACCUUUACAGACACACAGGAGCACGACAGAGUCGGUGGGAAACACAUCGCCCCUGCCCAGUCGGUUAUCCCACUCAUCUUCCUUCAUUUCCAAGAAGCCAAUUCUCAAAAAGAAGUCGGCUUCAGCCGUCAUUCUUGAGAGAUCCAGAUCACAACACUCGCUUCUCCAAAGAGCAGGAGACAUAAUCCGGGUACAACAAUCCGGCCCUGCGGUCCUUGGUCGCCCAAUACUCAGAAGAGGUAACUCGGAAUUUGCUUUGCCUCGGUACAGCGACAGCUCGGUGGCCAAUACUCCUGCGGACCACGACCUGACGGGUCCCCGCGCGUCGUUCACGUUCGGUGAAGUACCGACCCCAUCAGAAUGCAAACAUGUUCUGUUUGAUGAAGAGGUCCGACAGGUACAAGCAAUCGAAUCGGAGGAGGACGACAAGUCCGAUGAGGAAGAUGAAUCUACUUUUGAGGACGAUGAGGAUGACGAUUGUGGCCUGAUGAUGGCUCCUUCUCACCGAAACGGCAGCAGCAGAACCACCCCUCGAGGCAGUUUCAGUAACGAGUCCAAAACAAUUGUGCCACUACCUUCUACCACACUAAAGUACAGAACCGACACCCCGGAACCGCCAGAGAUGCCUAAAGGCUCGUUUGGCCUAUGGGGGAACGGGGGAGGGAAACUUUCUCCUUCACCAUCACAGGAGACUUUGAGGCCGCCAAGGCCGCACCAGAACUUUCUUAUCGACGAUGACCCAGAGUUGGUGGACGAACCAUGGCAACCGCAAUCCAGCCUGGGAGGAGAGCGGUCUCCUUACGAUGACGAAGAUAACGGGAACGGCCUACAUCCUCAUCUGAGGAGGACCGAAUCUGGCAUGUUCAUGCCAUAUGAUGACGAGGAAGAGGCCAUCAUGAACAACACGUUGUUCGGACAAGCCAUGUACGCCGUCAAUACUUUCAAAGAUAUUGCCCACGUGAUAUGGAACGUGGGCUGGAACCGAGAAUAG